CAACAUUUACAGUGUAACUUACGGCCACAUCGGCUUAAAAUAAAUCUUAAGAAGAAUAGUUUUUUUUACAGUUUCUAUACUUAUCGCAAUAAACGCUAUUCUAUUGACAACGCUCCGUUAGAUAUAAAGAUGACAAUUGGACUUUAAACUCCAUAAAAGCGACCGACGAAAAUUUAAUGUAUAGUUUACUCAUCUGUGCUGUCAUUUACAUGUUGUGUAAUACCGGGUAACAUCUCAAUUUUCCUUGUACAAAUGAAUAUGUAUAAUAUAUGAUUGAAAGAAGCCAGUACACAUAUUCUUCGUAUACGUAUUCACAUUCGUGCCUAUGUACGUUUGUUAUUGUAGUAAUUUUCUCCAGGAAAAUUCGUGAAAUAUUUUUGGUCACCCUAUAUAACGAAAGAUAAUAUGUACGUACGUUGAUUAUCUUCGGGAUAUGUAGUGUUUAAAAACAACUGUCAAAAUUUGGUAAAAUAAAUAUGUAAUCGAGAUCACCAUGGCUUUUUUUGCAUGUAGAAAUUAAUAAAAAGGUAGAAGUUGAGCUUUAGUAAUGAAAUAAUAAUUAUCAACUGUGUAUUUUCAAGUUUUGAGAUGGUUACUAACAAGGGAAUUCACCGAUUAUUAACUUCAAAUGCAUUUAUUGUUGAGUCGUGCUGAUGUCUAUCGUUACCAUUAAUAACAUUAUUGCCAUUAGAUACAAAAUUCAAGAUUUCCAGACGAUAUGAAUUGAAACGUACAACCGAUUCAGUUUGUUAGGAUGUACAAGAACUUAACCUUUAUUUAAUAUUUAGUGAUUGCUAACCUUGGUUAUUAUUAUUCGUUUAAAGAUUCUAAGUGAAUUUUAAAUACAAAUAAACAACGGUAAUUUUUUAAUUACUAUGAGAAAUAUCUGCUUUGACAAGAGUGACUGUAUGAUAAAUUAUAAGAUUGUGUUUACUAUUUUUAUCAACUACAUUGAUCUGUUAUGAAUGACAUGGAACAAUCGGAGAAUCCAGAAACCGAGAAACUUAGUUCCCAUUAUGCAAUGCUAGUUGCAUUAAAAACCAUGAACGAACGUUGUCGGCAGUUGGAAACUAGAUUAGCGACUGUUGAAGAAGAAAAUAAGUUUUUAAGACUUGAAUGUGGCAAAGACGAGUCUGCAGCGAUCGUAAAAGCAAAACACGAUAAUGAGGGAACUAUUUUAGAAACCCUGAGGUUUAAUCGACAGGAAAAAGUGGAGGAUUUGAGCAUGCAAAAGUCCCAGUUGAAUCACCAGAUUUUUAUGGUAGCAGCAGAAAAUCGACAAUUGUGGAAACGAUUAACAAAAUUAACGAGAAUUAAUAAAUCAUUAGGUAGUCAAUUGACAAAAAUUUCUGAUACACUUAAGCAACAUUCUCCUGCUAAGCCAUCGGACUACGAGUCUUAUAAAUUUUGUAAUGUUUCUCAAUGCAUUCAACAAAAAGAUCAACCAUUAAUUACAGAUAAUGGUGAAAGAGAACAAAGCUUGGAAGAAAUAUCCUUAAGGCUUAUCAAUAGUAUUAUGUUGGAAAAAUCCGACCUUGAACAACAGUAUGCCGAGAUAGCCGCACUGCAAAAUAAUACUGAGGGGAACUUACAGAAAAUUGGCUUCACUUAUCCCGAAAAUUCUGAUACAGACUUAGAAAUACUUAAACAGCACGAUACUAAAUUGAUACAAAUCAAAAAUACCUUACUAUCGCAGCAAACGAAAUUAAAGAGAGCACUGCGAUAUUUUCAAAAAAUGAAAGAAGGGGCAAUGUGUAAUAACUGUCGUAUGAAUGCGAGCAAGAAGAUGUGUCAAGCAGGGACACAAUUCGACUCCGAUGAAAGUUUCAAAGAGCAUGGUGCAACUCAGACCAGCCUCCAAACUUCGAGCCUACCUUUAGAAAAAUGUUCUAAUUCAGCAGAUAGUCCUGAACAAGACAAUAAAAUUUGUCCAUUGUGCGGAUCUUUUUACGGGAAAGUUAUACCGUUCGAAGUAUUUCACGAGCAUGUUCUGAGCCAUUUUAACGAAGAUAUGUCUAUCGAUGGUGUCGAAAUCGUUCACUAACAACUAUUGAAAACACAAAUAACGAUAACAAUCUCACAUAAUUAAUUUCUUAGCUAAUUCCAUGAAAGAUUAUUUUUAAAGACGAAAGAUAAAUGUAAAUACUAUAUAUAUAUAUGCUGAUUGCAAGUGUGUUAACUUUAUCAGGAUUAGACAUGUUUUUCAUUAAUGAAUUUUGCAAACUGUUGACCCAGUUAAGAUUUAAUGAAAACAAAGUACGAGCAUAAAGAAAAAUGCAGUAUAGAGAAAAGAAUUAAUUUCUUAUACAGAUAGUCGAUAAGAUUGUUAAUAAUAUGACAUGUAUUUUUUUGUUUUAAGCCGAGACGAUAGAGGAGAGAAGUAAAUUACCGAGGUUACAAUGGUAACCAAACUACAUUAAAAAAAUAAGGAUAGUCGAUAUCUUACUUUUAACAUAGAAAUAAUAUUUUUUGAAUUUAUUUGUUUCUCUCUAAUUCCGUCGUGCAUAAGCAAAAGUACCUUGAUAAUACAAUUUAUUCUUUACUUAUAACUAUAGGUGGUUCUACAGUUUUUACAUCAGUUUUAUCGGACGGUUCUUGCGCGGUUGGCUCAAGUAAAUUCUGACUGAACCAUUCGGGUCUUUUUUUGGGUAGUUCAAUAAUUCUCUGUGCCUAUUAAAUUUGAAUAGAAAUUAUUGCUAAAAGUAUAUAUUACAAUUGAGUAUAGAAUUAAAUCAAGUACCUUCCAAUAUU
This is a messenger RNA of Megalopta genalis, 2751 nucleotides long. RefSeq names its product C2H2-type zinc binding domain-containing protein spindle-F (gene spn-F). NCBI's taxonomy places the organism in Eukaryota, Metazoa, Arthropoda, Insecta, Hymenoptera, Halictidae. The record is from RefSeq and is a predicted model, not a curated record.